AUGUCGCUCGUCUUCUACCAGAGAGGCAACAAUGACCUUGUUGCCUUGGAAGUGGGGCUCGGCGUCCCCUUCAACAUUCAAGACUAUGUCCUUUUCCUCCGCUUCAAGAAGGAUGAGAUGGUGGAGCUGAUGUUCAAUCUUUUCGGCUUGAAUGGUUUGUCAAGAAAGACGAGAGAGGAACUGGCAGACCAUUUUUGUCUUGCUUGGCGUGAAGCUCAACAGACCCGUGCCGUUCUUCGCGCUAACAACGAGCAGGACAGCGAGCACAGCGAGCAGGACAGCGAGCACAGCGAGCAGGACAGUGAGCACAGCGAGAAGGACGCGAGGAACGAGCCUCGCGAGCUUCGCGACAACGAGCACAGCGAGAAGGACGCGACGCAGGACAUCCCAAUUGUGAGCCUCGGCAGUGGCGACUUGAGAACCUUGGUGCGUAUCCCCAGCCAGAAUAAGACGAAAGACUUGUUCUUCUACCACGAUGCCUCAGCGACCUCGGCGGACUUGUUGAACAGCUUGGGCGAAGCAAUCAACCCUGACAACUCCAUUGUCAAGGUCAUUGGUGUUCAGUCCGAAGUGCCACUCUACGAGACAAUAUCUAGCCUUGGCGCUGAGGGGCUCCUUGUCCUUCCUAAGCUUAAAGGAGGAGGCAAGCGCACGAAGACGAUGUCAGAAGCCGAUGCCUUGUUGACAACAAAGCAACUACGACAAGCCAUUGAUGAGAACAUCCUUCGCCUUGAGAACAUCAGCAACCCCGCUCCAGUUGUUCAGGAGACCAUUGAGAAGGUCAGGUUCAUUAUCCAAGCGACAAAGGACAAUCCGAAAGAAGUGGUUUCCGAGUUGCUUGAGCACGUCAGCGACGAGAAGUUGACGGUAUUGAUUUCCAGCAUCUUAACCACUUCAACCAGAGUGAUGGACAGGUGCAGGUUUGUGAAGGAGAACUUCCUUGAGGACUUGCACAACAAAACGGAAGACCUCAUCAAGCAGAAGAACUUGACAGAGGACACCUUGGUUCUCGGCAUCCGCUUCGCAAUCUCCAGCCAGUUCGCCGAAACAAACGGUUCGAUUGCUUGGACGGCUUUGAUUGCAAAGAUGACCAGCAUUAUCAGAAGCAGGGCAUCUUCAUCCACUACAACCACCGAGGAUGAGGGCAACUGCAUCCUGAUGUGA
This is a messenger RNA of Symbiodinium natans, 1164 nucleotides long. The record is from the annotation of a GenBank genome assembly. Lineage: Eukaryota; Dinophyceae; Suessiales; Symbiodiniaceae.